GAAGGUAGUGGGACAUUCUUGAUAAUUGCCGCUGCACGUUGAUGAGGGGACGGCCCUCGAAGCACCGACAUACUGCCGCUCUUGUUUAGCAAUAUACGACCAGUUGAGCCUCAGUGCUAUCCUCAGUGCAGUCGUUUCAGUUGCGGCAUAUUUGGGACCGGAGCUGUGUGCCAAUUAGCAGAAGGGGGAGGUAGCGAGGCUCUGUUUGCCUUGGAGAGAAUUAGGCUUAGUUCAUUGGUGGGUUAGUCACAUCAUUGCGGGUUAUAAAGAAUUUGGUAGGGGAACUUCGAGGCUGAAUUUGAGAAAUUUUGGAGAGGAAUCACUUAAUUCCGGUUGUUCCUCCUUCAUAAUUGAGCUGGUUGGAGACAGGCACACAAACGCGGCGAAAUUGGUUUUGGGUUGGAUCAUUGCGCGGUGACAUGUUUACAUUUGAACAUUAUAUCCAAGCCUUCCACUUUCGGAACAGAAUUGAUGGCCAUGCUCUGCAAUUUAUUUUUUCAUUGUCUCUACUUUUUUGAUUGGAUUACGACGACAUUUGGAAUCAAGGUGAAUGUCCUUUAAAUUGAACUUACAAGCAGCGGCCUAGAGAUUCAGGACAGCAGGGUAGAUUGGAUUCUUCACAGGAUUGGGUGCAAGUACAAAAAUGCAAGGAGCAGGGUCGAUGGAGUUUUGGACCUUCUGGGCAGCGAUGCUGGGAGUGUUAGGCUUCUUCCGCAAUAUACUCUCGAAAGAGUAUGGAAAUACAUUUGACUCUUGGUUACAUCGUGCCAUAACCUACUUCUCGCCUUACGCCUUCUUCGACAUUCCGGAGUUCGAGGGCGCAGGUGGUAAUGAAAUUUAUGAAUUUGUACAGUCCUACUUGAGCUCCUCAACUGCUUCAGAUGCUCAGCACGUAAACUUGUGCCGCCCGAAAAACGCUUCUCAGAAUACCUUCUCACCCGCACCUCACGAAACUGUUGAAGAUACUUUUAUGGGCACGAAGGUGUGGUGGAGUCACUCUGUCAACCUUCUCCAGAGUACUCGCUUUAAUUUUUCGGGCGUUCCGAACGAUGAGAAGCGCAAGUACACCCUCAAGAUUCGUAAGAAAGACAGGGACCGCUUGCUCGAGCCGUAUGUACAGCAUAUAAUGGACGCCGCCAAGUCGAUCAAGGAGCGUUCUCGAGAUCGCCUUCUCUACACCAACAUCAAGGGCAGUAACUAUUUCAGGAAGAAAUCGUGGGAAGCAGUACCAUUCAAGCAUCCCUCAACAUUUGACACGCUCGCCAUGGACCCAGAGUUGAAGGAGGACAUCAAGAAUGACCUUCUGGAGUUUACACAGGGAAAAGAAUUCUACCAGCGAGCAGGGAAGCCAUGGAAGAGAGGUUACCUCUUGUACGGGCCACCCGGAACCGGAAAAUCCAGCAUGAUAGCAGCCAUAGCUAAUUUUUUGCAGUAUGAUAUUUAUGACAUGGAAUUGACAGAAGUCACCUCGAAUUCUGAACUUCGACAGCUGUUGAUUCAAACAACCAACCGCUCGGUUGUGGUCAUCGAGGACAUAGAUUGUUCGGCAGAUCUUGCAGAGCGAGCUAAGGCCCGCAAGGAGAGUGAUAAAAAGAAUCCCGAGACAGGAUUAGGCCGAGGCAGAUCUGAUCAAGAUGAGGGAAGCCGAGUGACGUUGUCAGGACUGCUAAACUUCACGGACGGGCUCUGGUCAUGCUGCGGGAGCGAGCGCAUCAUCAUCUUCACGACGAAUCACGUUGAGAAGCUAGACAAGGCGUUGCUGCGUGCGGGCAGGAUGGACAGACACAUUCUCAUGUCGUGGUGCGAGUACCCGGCAUUCCGCACCCUGGCGGCCAACAACCUGGGGCUGGAGUGGCACGAUCUUUUUCCGGAGAUAGAGAACGCGAUCGCAGGCAAGGCCAUCUCACCAGCAGACGUGAGCGAGCUCCUGCUGAAGAAGAAGCGCAAUCCCACGGCUGCAUUGGAGGGUCUUCUGGAGGUGCUGGGCAAAGCCCCCUUAAGUGAGGAGAAACCAGUCAUGAAGAUCGACCUCGAUGAGCUCCAGCUGACUGAAGCCAUAGCCAUCGACGACGAUGCAGCAGAUGAACCCACCUCUUCUGCUGAUUCUAGUGCUGUCGAGUCCCGGAUCGAACCAUCUCAUGCAAAUGGUGAGCCUACACCUGCAUCUGCGGCGACGGAGGAUCCGAAAACUGAGUGAUAACGUCGACUCAGUGUCGCAGUUCAAUAGCGAAUGCAGAUUCUACAAAUCUCGUGUUGUAGAGUUUGUUUUGAGUCUGUUUUAUUUGUCAUCGACUGAGAUUAGUGAUUUACAUCAUGUCCUUGAGAAAAGGUUUAUUUUAUUCUAUUUUACUCUUUUAACCAUGUUGAAUACGAAUGGUGAAUCUGAAUCGUUUCAUAAUUUGGCAUCAACCAAAGUUUACUGUCAAAAUCCAUGAAGAUGGAACCUUAUUGUAAUAUGAUAGAAAGUUUGAAUUGAAUACAAGUAAAUAUUAUUAGUAGUCUUGAUGUAUUUCAUCUAUUGAGUUUUUUUUCUAAUAUAAGUAUUGAGGUGAGUCAUUCACAAUGUA
This is a messenger RNA of Physcomitrium patens, 2567 nucleotides long. Its product is annotated as AAA-ATPase At4g25835. Gene Ontology annotation, molecular function: ATP hydrolysis activity; ATP binding. The record is from RefSeq and is a predicted model, not a curated record. Lineage: Eukaryota; Viridiplantae; Streptophyta; Bryopsida; Funariales; Funariaceae.